Thermochaetoides thermophila DSM 1495 is the source of this 3942-nucleotide messenger RNA. RefSeq names its product hedgehog receptor-like protein. The record is from RefSeq and is a predicted model, not a curated record. Gene Ontology annotation, cellular component: membrane. The transcript has a single exon. NCBI's taxonomy places the organism in Eukaryota, Fungi, Ascomycota, Sordariomycetes, Sordariales, Chaetomiaceae. Bases 1 to 3942 code for a protein of 1313 amino acids.
AUGACCAACCUUCCAGCCCUCCUCCUCUCAGGAGGGCUCUUCCUCACCACGGCCCUCUCUCCCCUCGUCGCAGCUUCUUCAGCGCCAGAGACGAUGCUCCUGACGCCAAAACACGAAGCUGGCCGCUGCGCAGUCCGCCACAACUGCGGCUCCAAGUCCUUCUUCGGACCACAGCUCCCCUGCGUGGACAACGGCCCCGCGCACGAGCCCGAUGAUGCGCUGCGUCAACAGCUCGUUGAGCUGUGUGGGCCGAAAUGGGCUGAGGGGCCCGUGUGCUGCGAUGCCGACCAGGUUGAUACCCUGAGAGGCAAUCUGAAGACUGCGAACCAGAUCAUUGCGAGCUGUCCCGCGUGCAAGGAGAAUUUCUACAACAUGUUUUGCACUUUUACGUGUUCGCCGGAUCAGAGUCUGUUUAUCAAUGUUACGAAAGCAAUUGAGAAGGGAGGGAAGCUGUUGGUGACGGAGCUAGAUCAGCUUAUUAGUAAGGACUACGGAGAGGGAUUUUAUGACAGUUGUAAGGAUGUCAAGUUUGGUCCGACAAAUUCAAGGGCGAUGGAUCUCAUCGGCGGUGGCGCGAGGAAUUACACGCAGCUACUGAGGUUCUUGGGUCAGGAACGGUUUGGUGGCUCCCCAUUUCAGAUCAACUUCCCUGACCCCGAGACAUACCCCGAACGUAGUAUGUCCCCGCUGCCGAUGAAGCCGAAGAAGUGCAACGAUGAGGACCCGGCAUUCCGCUGCGCAUGUAUCGACUGUCCGGCUGUCUGCCCCGAGCUGCCCGCAGUUGAGAAGGCUGGCUCGUGUCACGUCGGCCGGCUGCCAUGCCUGUCGUUCGCAUCCAUCUUGACCUACAGCUUGGUACUCUUGCUGACGUUCGCGGCUAUGGCCAUCCGAGCUGCAUGGAAGAGGCAUACCAAGCGCCGUGGAGAGCGGCUCAGGCUGCUGGCUGACGCAACUGCGAGCGAAGACGAGGAUGACGACCGCGACGUGCUGGGAAAUAGGAUACGGCCUCCGCCUGCGAAGACCUACGUCCUCAAUACCUGGUGCGACACUGCCUUUUCCCGACUCGGACACACAGCUGCGCGAUUCCCGGCCCUGACCAUCUCAACGUGUGUGUUAAUUGUAAUGAUCCUCAGCGCGGGGUGGUUCCAUUUCGAGAUCGAGAAGGACCCGGCUCGGCUGUGGGUUAGCCCGACGAGUGCGGCUGCGCAGGAGAAGGCGUUCUUCGAUGAGAAUUUCGGGCCGUUCUAUCGGAGCGAGAAGAUCUUUUUGGUCAAUGAUACUCUGCCGUCGGGUCCUGGUCCGGUGCUAAGCUACGAGACGAUUGUGUGGUGGAUGAGCGUUGAGCAGAGCAUUCGCGCCUUGAAGGGACCUAAGUUUGGGAGCACCUUGCAGGAUCUGUGCUUCAAGCCGACCGGCGACGCGUGUGUCGUGCAGUCGGUGGCGGCAUACUUCCAGGAUGAUCCGGAUUUCGUGGACCCCUGGACAUGGAAGGAUACUUUGAGGGAGUGCGCCGAGUCGCCUGUCAAUUGUCGUCCCGCGUAUGGCCAGCCCCUGGAGCCGAAUAUGAUCCUCGGCGGCUACCCUGAGGGCGGCGACCCGGUCGAGGCAACUGCCAUGACCGUCACCUGGGUGCUCAGGAACUACGCCGAGGGCUCCUACGAGACAACUCGCGCUAUGGACUGGGAGGCGGCGCUACGUGAUCGUCUCCUUGAUGUCCAGGAAGAGGCAAGGGAUCGCGGUCUGAGGCUUUCUUUCUCGACAGAGAUCAGCCUCGAAGAAGAGCUCAACAAGUCGACGAACACGGAUGCCAAGAUAGUAGUCAUCAGCUACAUCAUCAUGUUCCUGUACGCCUCGAUCGCCCUCGGUUCGACAACCCUUUCGCUCCGUGACCUGCUGCGCAACCCGGCUAUCGCUCUGGUUGAGUCAAAGUUUACGCUUGGCGUUGUGGGAAUUCUCAUCGUGCUCAUGUCGAUUACGGCUUCGAUUGGGCUGUUUUCGUGGGUUGGUCUGCGCGCGACGCUGAUUAUUGUCGACGUCAUCCCGUUCAUCGUACUUGCCGUCGGCGUCGACAACAUUUUCUUGAUUGUCCAUGAGUUUGAGCGGGUCAAUAUCAGCCAUCCAGAUGAUGUGGUUGAGAUCCGGAUCGCCAAAGCCUUAGGCCGGAUGGGACCCUCUAUUUUGUUCUCAGCCAUCACGGAGACGAUUUGCUUUUCUCUGGGCUCGUUUGUCGGUAUGCCUGCUGUGCGGAACUUUGCGAUUUAUGCCGCCGGUGCGGUCCUCAUCAAUGCCCUUCUACAAGUUACGAUGUUCAUCUCAGUGCUCACGCUCAACCAGAUCCGUGUUGAGGAUGCCAGGGCGGAUUGCUUCCCCUGCGUGCAGGUCAAGUCGGCUCGGGUGCAUCUGGAUAACAACAGCAACGGGUUUGGCGCUGCGGCUAGGUAUUACGAAGAGCCGUCGGAGAGCCUGCUGCAGCAGUUCAUUCGCAAGACGUAUGCCCCCGCGCUGUUGAGCAAGAAAGCCAAGACUGUCAUCGUGACCGUCUUCCUUGGUCUCUUUGCCGCUGGAGUGGCGCUACUACCGGAGGUUGAGCUUGGCUUGGAUCAGAGAGUGGCCAUCCCCGAUGAUUCUUACCUAAUCCCGUAUUUCAACGAUCUCUACGACUACUUCGAUGCCGGCCCGCCCGUGUUCUUUGUUACGCGCGAGUUUAAUGCUACGACUCGUGAGGGCCAACAGAAGAUCUGCUCGCGGUUUACUACAUGCGAGACGAUGUCUCUUACCAACAUCCUCGAGCAGGAGCGCAAGCGCCCCGAUGUCUCGUACAUCUCGUCCCCGACAGCUGGCUGGCUUGAUGACUUCUUCAUGUGGCUCAACCCAGACAACGAAGCAUGCUGCGUCGAACGUCGCAAGCCUUGCUUCGCACGUCGCGAUCCGGCCUGGAACAUCACCCUGUCAGGAAUGCCGGAGGGUGAGGAGUUUGUGUACUAUCUCCGUCGCUUCCUGACCGCGCCAACAAGCGAAGAUUGCCCCCUUGCCGGCCAGGCUUCGUACGGUGAUGCGGUCGUGGUUGAUACCGAACGGGAUACCCUGUUGGCGAGCCAUUUUCGUACGAGCCACGUCCCACUCCGCAGCCAGGCCGAUUUUAUCAACGCCUACGCCGCAGCGAGGCGCAUCGCAGGUGAUAUCUCCCGUGCCACGGGGCUGGACGUCUUCCCUUACAGCCUCUUCUACAUCUUCUUCGACCAGUACGCCUCCAUCGUCGGGCUCACUACCGCCCUCCUCGGCUCAGCGGUUGGGAUUGUCUUCAUCGUGUCCUCCCUCCUCCUUGGCUCCGUGCGUACUGCCACGGUGGUCACCAUGACUGUUAUCAUGACCAUCGUCGACAUCAUCGGUGCAAUGGCCGUCAUGGGCGUCAGCCUCAAUGCCGUCUCCCUUGUCAACCUGAUCAUCUGUGUCGGCAUCGCAGUCGAGUUCUGUGCCCAUGUUGCUCGGGCAUUCAUGUUCCCUUCGCGAACGCUUCUCUCACGUGCCAAGGCCCGCUUCAACCAUGGCAGCGGCAGCGGGAGGGAUAAGACCUUGCGCGACGCCAGGGCAUGGACCGCGCUGGCGAAUGUUGGCGCUUCGGUCUUCUCGGGAAUUACGGUGACUAAGAUCCUGGGUGUCGCAGUUCUUGCGUUCACGAGGAGCAAGAUCUUUGAGAUUUAUUAUUUCCGGAUUUGGGUUGCGCUCGUUGUCUUCGCCGCAUCCCAUGCGCUUGUUUUCUUGCCCGUUGCCUUGUCUCUCCUUGGAGGCGAGGGAUACGACGACGUCGCGGGCGAUGGAGCCGGCGGACUGGAGGAGGAUCUCGCUAGACGCAGAGGGUAUGGUGUCCCCGGGGUGGGCGCGGAGAGUGAUAGUGACGAUAGUGGCGAGAGUGAUGAGGAGGAUGGGGUUUACGGUCACUAG